AUGCCCUCCAUAACCCGCAUCCUGCGAGGUCUCCUCAGGCCAACCAGGUUCCGACUCUCCGCCAUCAAACCAACCGGCCCCCAUCCACCCCCACCCCCACCACCAUCAGGACGACCACCACCUUCAUCCCCCACCACGACCACCCCGCCAAACCCCAGCAACAGCAGCAGCAACAACCACAACCCCAACCCCAACCACCACCUCCCCUCCUGGCUCGGGCACCCCACCCGCGUGAUCCUCACCACCCUCAAAUUCGUCGCCUUCACGCACCUAAUCUGGGAGUACGUGAUCUCGAUGGCGCCCGCAUCGGGCCCAUCGAUGCUGCCGACGUUCGAGGUGCUGGGGGAGUGGCUGGUGGUGUCCAAGGUGCACCGGUUCGGGCGCGGGGUGGCGGUGGGCGACGUGGUGGCCUACAACAUCCCCAUCAACGAGGAGGUCGGGGUGAAGCGCGUGCUGGGCUUGCCGGGGGAUUACGUGUUGAUGGAUACGCCGGCGGAUGAGGGGGGUAGUGGUGGUGGUGCGGGGAGUGGGGGUGGGAGUAUGAUUCAGCACCUCGAAAUGGACAAUCUACAACUAGCCGAGCCUAGCAUAACAGUUCAAGCCGGCCGUGUUGGUAAUGGGUAA
Messenger RNA from Chaetomium globosum CBS 148.51, 624 nucleotides. RefSeq lists its product as uncharacterized. The coding region runs from base 1 to 624 and encodes 207 amino acids. Gene Ontology annotation, cellular component: membrane; mitochondrial inner membrane peptidase complex. The record is from RefSeq and is a predicted model, not a curated record. Gene Ontology annotation, molecular function: serine-type endopeptidase activity. The transcript has 3 exons. Lineage: Eukaryota; Fungi; Ascomycota; Sordariomycetes; Sordariales; Chaetomiaceae.